GUUUUUCCUUCUUCGUGGAACUCAUCUCAAAAGACACGUACACAUAUCUAUCCUUCCAUAUUGCAUAAAUACUCAAGUCUUUGAAACCAAGUCAUGUCAGUAGCAGUAGCAGUAGCAGCCGCGACCUUGAAUGCCUUGAAGCAGUUUUCUUCUUGUGAGAUUGCAGAUGCCCUUCUCAAACUAGGACAACGACCUUGGGGAGGAUACAUUCCAGAUAUUGAAAUGUGGUCUCCUCGUUACUGCGAUGGCGAUACUCGUAUUGUUGGUCCUGCGUUUACAGUCAAAAUGGUUGAACGAUCCAACACGACUGCUCCAAGUCCACCCGAGCACUUUGCAGAUGCUGCUCCGGAAAACAGUGUUAUGGUUAUCUCGGCACCCAAAGAUGUGAAGGGUGCUUGUUGGGGAGGCCUGAUGUCCGCUCGUGCAAAGGCGAAGAAUGUUAAAGGGGUGGUGAUUGAUGGCCGCGUCCGGGACUUGCGUGAGCAUCGAUCGAUGGAAUAUCCCGUAUUUGCUAAAUCCCAUUCGACAUUGCCGCAGAAUGCAUUUGUUCGACCAUCCGAGCUCCAAGUGCCCAUCACCAUGUCGACCUCACCUGUGGUUGUCACGCCAGGCGAUAUCAUUGUCGCAGAUCUGGAUGGUGUUAUCUGCAUCCCCGUCAAUCUAGUGGAGGAUGUGGUCCAAAGUUGCACAAAAUACGUUGCAAUUGAUGAUAAAUGUAUGGAAGCGUUGCAACAAGGUUACGGCGUCAAGGAGACAUUUGCUAAAUACAGAGGAACAUGAAGAGAGCAUACACAUAUAUAAAAAAUUAAAAUAACAGUAAUAAAAAAAGAUAGCAUUCUCUUUCGGCUAUUGCCAUCUUUGGCAAUAGCUAGAAUAUAUUGUUAACGAUACAUUUUAGAUCUAGAAAUGCCAUUGGAAGAAGAUUCUGCAGGCAUGCGCCGACAUUGGAACGCGGAGCGAGAAGGGAGAAAACACACUAAAGAGAUAGAGAAGAGAGGAA
This is a messenger RNA of Zychaea mexicana, 1000 nucleotides long. Its product is annotated as RraA-like protein. The transcript is spliced from 6 exons. Lineage: Eukaryota; Fungi; Mucoromycota; Mucoromycetes; Mucorales; Lichtheimiaceae. The coding region runs from base 94 to 780 and encodes 228 amino acids. The record is from RefSeq and is a predicted model, not a curated record.